UACCGAUAGCCAAGGUAAAAAUACGUCAAUAUGGUUAAGGCUCGUAAAUAUGUUGUGAAAAAGCAUUUCGAAGGAAUCCCUAAACGUGAAGAUUUCGAAAUUGUGGAGUACGAUCUUCCGCCCUUGCAAAAUGGAGAACUUCUUGUCAAGGCCGAAUGGGUGAGUGUCGAUCCAUACCAGAGAGCCUAUAAUAGUAAGUAUCCGGUACCAUAUGAUCAAUUUGGUUUCAUUGUGGGAGAAGUGGAAGACACAAGAAACCCUCGAUUCACCAUAGGUACAAAAGUUGUUACACAUAAUGGUUGGUGUGAUUACUGUGUUGUAAACCCCAAUGAAUCCAAAGGUAUGUUUGACUUUGUGUACAAACUGCCUGAUUUAAAAGGUUUGUCCCCAUCUGUUGGCAUUGGGGCAGCCGGUAUGGUUGGAAUAACAGCAUAUUUUGGGUUCCUUGAAAUAUGUCAACCUAAAGCUGGAGAAACUGUUGUUGUGACUGGUGCAGCUGGUGCAGUUGGUUCCAUUGUGGGGCAAAUUGCUAAAAUUAAAGGGUGCAAGGUUAUCGGAUUUGCAGGAACAGAUGAUAAAGUUGCAUGGCUCCAGAACGAGCUAGGAUUUGAUAAGGCGUACAAUUACAAGACUUGUAAUGUUAAUGAGGUACUUAAAGUUGCUGCUCCGAAUGGUGUAGACUGUUACUUUGACAAUGUUGGCGGAGAAAUGAGCAGUAUAAUCAUCGGUCAUAUGAAUGAUUUCGGCAGAGUGUCUGUAUGCGGUAGUAUAAGUGCGUAUAACGAUGAUGUUUCCCAGUUACCACGGGCUCCCAUUUUACAAUUCCACGUUGUUAUGAAGCAAUUGAAAAUCGAAGGAUUUUUGGUUCACCGUUGGCUUAACCGUUGGCCAGAGGCAAUAGAAGAGCUUUGUAAAUGGGUUUUUGAAGGUAAAAUUAAAACAAAAGAACAUAUAACUGAAGGGUUUGACAACAUAUUCAAUGCCUUUGUUGGAAUGUUAGCUGGUGAUAAUACCGGCAAGGCGUUAGUGAAACUAUAAGUCGACAUUUUAUUGUGUUUCGACGGUACAGCUUUUUUGUUUACGAAUUAUAUGAAUUAUGUGUAAAAA
This is a messenger RNA of Zerene cesonia (dogface butterfly), 1107 nucleotides long. RefSeq names its product prostaglandin reductase 1-like. The transcript has a single exon. Gene Ontology annotation, cellular component: cytoplasm. Bases 31 to 1038 code for a protein of 335 amino acids. The record is from RefSeq and is a predicted model, not a curated record. Gene Ontology annotation, molecular function: 15-oxoprostaglandin 13-reductase [NAD(P)+] activity; 2-alkenal reductase [NAD(P)H] activity. Gene Ontology annotation, biological process: prostaglandin metabolic process. NCBI's taxonomy places the organism in Eukaryota, Metazoa, Arthropoda, Insecta, Lepidoptera, Pieridae.